AUAAUAUUUUUUAAACUUAAGUAGUACCAACAAAAACAAUAGUAAUUUUAUAAUUGGAUUUAAUAUUUGUAAAUUUGUAAAUUUUAAUUUGUAUUUCGGUAUCUUUUUUUUUUAUUUUCUCAAGUAUAUUUGGUAGGUAUUGUUUAUGUUUUUAAAUAAGGUAAUGGAUCAAUGCCAGAUUGAUGGUAUCGAGGAACUCAAGAUUACCAAUGAUGUUCAUCUUGAAACUACUAAUAAUAAUAUGAAAUCAAUCAGACACAUUACUAUCAAAAAAAACACUUCAGAAUCAGAUCAUCGUACUCCUAAACGUAAAAGUGAUAUUUCUAACUCAAACAUUUUGAAAAAAAAAAAAAAAUAUGAGACUGCAUUGGCUGCAAUUUUUCCUGAAAAUGACCAGUCAUACUCACAAUAUGCUCAAGAUUAUGCUGAAGGAUAUAUGAAAAAAAUGCGAGAAAGAUUAGAUAUUGAAUCAUUUGAUCUAGCCAUAAAACUUUUAGCAUCUUUUGGGGAUGCUGAUGAUAGCAAUAUUAAUCUUUUAUACGAACAAAUAACAGAAGUAUUAACUGAUAAAAAUGAUGAUUUAAUCUAUGAAUUUUUAGGAUUUUUACUUCCUGGACAAGCUUUAUCAAUUGGAAAAUUCACAGAUUAUCUAGAAUUAACUAGAAUAAAGGAAUUUAUUAGAAAGUUACAAGUUUGCAUGAAAAAACAACCAACUCAAGUUCGUAAAAUAUUAAAUAAUUUGUUUCAUUUAUCAAAAAGUGAAAAUAUUACUCCAUUAGAAGUUCAUACAGCUAUGCUUCCUUUACUAAAGAGUAAUCCAAUUUUGGUUGAUUGUUUUUUUCAAUUAAUCCCAACAGAACAUCCUCCCGAGAGUUUUUUUUCUGAUGAUAAUUGGGAAGACUUGGAUAUUGAUCAAAGUAAUAACUAUGGAAUAGAUUAUGAAGAAAUAAUUCCAUCCGAUUCAGAAGAUCAUACUCAAUUAAAUAUAUGUCAUUGUAUGUGUCAUAAACCUGGAGAUAAUACACAUUGUAGAUCCUGUGGUCUAAAGUUUUUUAAAGGUCGCAUUUACUUUGAUACUCUAGAAGGAUUAAAAUUAGCAAAAAUAAAUUUUGAAGGAGCUGACCCAUCUAUUGUACAGUCUAAGAUUGAUAAGACAGAAGAAAAUAUUACAGUGAAGCAAAAAAAUAGAAAGAGUUUGAUUAAAAAUAGUUCUCCUGGCUCAGCGGAAGAUAUUAAAGGCAGCACAGGAACAGAAUCAGAAGAAGAUCUGAUUGAUGUAAAACCAAAAAAACGUCAAAAAUCAAAAGUAGUGCAGUCUUUAAAGCUAAAAUUUAAAAAAGAAGAAAAUCCUAAAUGUAAAGAUGAACAAGAACCAAACAUUGAAACAGGAAAGUCUAUUGUUCAUGUUACUAAUGAAGAAUUGAAAAGCAGUGAGAUGGUGUUUUUUUGUAUUCCUAAAGCAGAAGCUAGUGUGAAAAUUAUACCCAAAAAGAGAUUAAAAGUUGAAAUUAAAGAAAAUGCAAUACAAAAGGAUUAUGAAAUUAUUAAUGAAAUAGAAUCUGAUACGGUUAAUUUGGAUAAUUUUAAUUCAGAUGUAUUUGAAAAGAAUUUAGAAAUUAAAAACGAAGUUUUUUUGGAUAAAAAUGAUGUUAAUAAUGUAUCGAAAGAAUUAAAAAAAGAAUUUGAUUUCUUACUUUCAUCAGUUGCUACUGUUAAUUUACCAGAAGUAGACAUUAAGUAUGAGCAAUACCAAUUACCAAACCAAAUUAAAGAAGAAUUUACUAGCACUAAUAUUAAUAGUAAUUCUUCUGAAAAUUAUAACCAAUCAAGUAACCAGAAAAGCUUAGAAAAAUCAAAUAACCCUAAAAUUAAACAAGAGUUUAUUGAAGACUUAGACAUCAGUAGUAUUAGCAAUAAGAAAGAAUGUGAUUAUCAUAAAACCCCAAUCAAAUUAACAGGAAGUAAUUUGUUCCCCACUACAAAAUCUGAUAUUAAUAAAACAUUACUAAAUAAAAAUAUAACUUUAAAAAGUGACGCUAUUGAUAAUUUAUCCAAAUGUUAUGUUCAUGUAAGAGACAGACGAGAUAAUAAUGAAUCAGAAAAACAGUUGAUAAACAAAUGGACAAUAGAUGAAGAUAAAAUUAUAUUACAAACUUGUAAAAGAGUUGAAGACAUUGAAGUUUUAUUAGAAACAAUUAAAAGGCGAAUACCACAAAGAUCAGUAUCUGAGAUACAAGAAAGGUUUACAACUUUGAUGACUUUACUUGAACAGAUGAUUGAAGUAAAACAAAAUUAACAAAGAUAAUUAUUAUAUUAUAACAUAAUUAUUUGUUAUUUAUUAGAAUAAAAACAUACUAAAACAGUUUUUUAA
Rhopalosiphum padi (bird cherry-oat aphid) is the source of this 2371-nucleotide messenger RNA. RefSeq lists its product as uncharacterized. Gene Ontology annotation, biological process: regulation of DNA-templated transcription. Gene Ontology annotation, cellular component: nucleus. Gene Ontology annotation, molecular function: transcription coregulator activity. NCBI's taxonomy places the organism in Eukaryota, Metazoa, Arthropoda, Insecta, Hemiptera, Aphididae. The record is from RefSeq and is a predicted model, not a curated record.